AUGCAGGUUCAGGUGCUAUUUUCAGAGCUGGCAAUGGUGGAAGAAGAGAUUGGUAGGCUGGAAAGAAAAGUUGAGGAGCUGAAAUUGAGGUUGUACCAAGAGAGGGAACAGACCAAAGAAUGGGAAGUGCAGAGGAGGCAAGGGCAACAGAAUCACUCGUUGUGCAGAGUGGGAAAUCAGUCAGUGCUCAAUGAAGAGAGAUGUAGUAGAUCCCAGAACUAUGAGGCAUUGAGAAAAGAAAAAAGGAUGAAGAAUAGAAGAGCCUCUGUGGAUUCUGCAUCAGAUUUCCAAAGGUGGAAUUUCCCAAAGUCAGAUGGAGAAAUUUCUGAAAUGUCAAGGAAGCUGAGUGGGAGAAGCAGAAACCAGGGCAAUGUGGAUAUUAAUGAAACUGGCCUUAGUCUGAAACCAAAUGAACUCUCAGAAGAAGUGCUCAAGUGCCUUAUAGGCAUAUUUCUUGACCUAAAACAGACAUCAUUGGACAAAGAGGGAUCAUCUGUGGCCCCAAAGCUAACUCUCUCCUGCAUGAACUCGAAAGGGUUCAUGGCAAAAACCUCAUUCAACUGCAAAUCAUCCACAGUAUUCUUCAACUACAACACAUCCAAUGUUGACCCUUACUGCAUAUUACCGGAUAUAGAUGGCGCUGUCAGGGACGUUGGCCCAUACAAGAACUUCAUCCAAAUCACAAGAAGCUCAUUAGACGUCAGCCGCUUAUCAGACUGUUUGACUGGAAUUGGAAAAUUGAGGAAGUUGAUGCAUCAAUUGUGUGAUGUGGACUUGUCUUUCUUGACCUACAAGCAGAAGCUAGCGUUCUGGAUCAACAUCUACAAUGCCUGCAUCAUGCAUGCCUUUCUGGAACAUGGGCUGCCUUCCACGCAGGAGAAGCUACUGGCACUUAUGAACAAGGCUGCAUUGAACGUGGGAGGCAUAGUGUUAAAUGCUCUGGCGAUCGAGCAUUUCAUACUCCGCCAUCCAUCUGAAUCGAAACAUGGGCCUGCGUAUGAGAAAGAAAUGCUACUAAGACAUGCCUACGGUCUCGGAUACCCGGAACCUAAUGUGACAUUUGCUCUUUGUCGAGGCAGUUGGUCCUCACCAGCAUUAAGGGUCUACACCCCAGACGACAUAGUUAACGAGUUGGAGAGAGCAAAAGUGGAGUACUUAGAAGCUUCAGUUGGAGUUACAAGCAAGAAGAAAAUUCUGGUGCCAAAGCUUCUACAAUGGCACUUGCUUGAUUUCGCUGACGGUAUGGAAUCGUUGCUGGAAUGGAUUUACAGCCAAUUGCCACGCUCUGCUUCACUGAAAAGAUUGAUAAUGCAGUGCUUGAAUGGGGAAACGAAGUCUCCGAUAAACAAAAUGGUAGAAGUCCAACCUCAUGAAUCAGAGUUCCGGUACUUGCUGCCAUUGUGA
Messenger RNA from Prunus armeniaca (apricot), 1404 nucleotides. NCBI's taxonomy places the organism in Eukaryota, Viridiplantae, Streptophyta, Magnoliopsida, Rosales, Rosaceae. The record is from the annotation of a GenBank genome assembly.